This is a messenger RNA of Cottoperca gobio, 3384 nucleotides long. RefSeq names its product ring finger protein 215 (gene rnf215). The coding region runs from base 157 to 1251 and encodes 364 amino acids. NCBI's taxonomy places the organism in Eukaryota, Metazoa, Chordata, Actinopteri, Perciformes, Bovichtidae. The record is from RefSeq and is a predicted model, not a curated record. The transcript has 10 exons.
GCCUUCGGUUGUUUACAUUCUUCGAGUGGUCAAGCUAGCUAAUUGGCGAACAAAAAUGAUGGCAGCUUUUCCAAAAUGACGGGUGACAGUUGAUCAGGUUUAUAUAUUUAUAACUGUUUUCAUUAGUAUUUUCUUUUUGUUGUCGUUGUUCGGGCCAUGGCUUUAGCUCGGUGCUGGUGCUGUCUCUGGAUAAUAUUACCGCUCGUCCUGCUGCGGUGGCCGGGGAUGCUGGUCGCGGCGGAGCAGGUUGCUCUGGUGGAGGUUUUCCUGGAGCAGCGGCCCGGUGUCAGCGCUUUGCUCCAGGGGGAGGUGGUGGAGACCGGCAGGGAGAGCAGCAGGGGCUCCGAGCAGCGGGACGAGGACCCAGAAGAGUUGGAGGGAGAGCUGGUCCUGGUUCAGAAUGAGGAGACACAGGUGGGCGGAGUAAAAGGCGAGGAAGACACCAGAGAGCAGGAGCCGUGGAUCGGGUUGGUACCUGUGGAGAUAGACGACAACAAAGCCUCCACCGGAAACCAGGAGUCCUUCGCUGAUGCUAUGGUCAAUAGAAUGAAGCGUGCGUUGGUCCUCGGAGCGUCUGCGCUCAUCAUUUUGGCUCUCAACCAAAACACAGUCAGUGAGAUGGAUCUGUCUCAGGUUCUGUCCAAGCCCAUCAUUGUGAUCCAGACAUCGGAAAAUGUCACCAAGCUGAUCGGGGCUCUGCUCAGGGGUCUUCAAGCGACAGCAAAAAUCACAUACAAGACGAUCCUGCAGGACAACCUGGGAGCCACGCUCACGCUGUGGUCCAGCUGCGGUCGAUCGAGAGGAGGUCGCUACGGAGAGUGGCAGGGGGUCAUCUGCACGGGGGAGACGAACUCUCAGGUCCAGAAGUACCUGCAGCAGCUGUGGGACACGGUCCUCCUGGUGGCUCUGAUCCUCAGCACCGGCGUCAUCGUUCAGGCUCGCUGGCAGUACCAGGACCAUCAGCUGAACGACAACCUGGAGCUCUUUCCUAAACAGGACAUCCUGAAGAGAAUGUCGUCCCUGAAGACCAAAACGUAUCGUCAGCCCAAACCGUGGUGCGACUCGUCCCAGACGGUGGAGACGGACAACUGUGCGGUUUGUCUCGAGCCGUUCAACAACAACCAGUGUCUACGGGUGCUGCCUUGUCUUCACGAGUACCACAGAGAUUGUGUCGACCCCUGGCUGCUGCUGCAGCACACCUGUCCUCUGUGCAAACGCAGCAUCCUCGGCAGCAUCCGCAGAGACAGUUAACGGUUGCUUUGCCGUCGCCGCAGCAGCAGCAAGCAGCAGUUAGCAGCAGCAGCAGCAAGCAGCAGCUAGCAGCAGCAGCUAGCAGCAGCAGCAAGCAAGCAGCAGCAGCAGCAGCUCUGGGAAUCAGGUCUCUUCCUCAGUGACACUCCAGUAGCUGUUGUUUUUCUCCCAACCUCGCCGCUUACUCCUUCCAGCAUGGGAUUGUGGGCGCAAAUAUAGACUGACAUCUGACCCUCGGGUGGGUGGUAGUGUGAACACAAUACUAUGAAGUACUGUACUGGUACUGUGUAAACAGUACUUCUUCCUGGGAUCAUGUUAUUGUACAAUUGUGUAAUUAUGUUUGUAUGUGUGAUCUACAGCAGUAGAGAUGUCUCAUGAGGGUGUUUGAGCUCAAUGCGACUCCUCACACAAACACCUUCUGCUUCAUGUUUCUGCAAACAGCAGAGCAAAGAGACAUUCGGAAAACAUCGAUAACCUGAGCGAGCACUCGCGAGUCAGUUGUUUCAGCUAGUGAUUCAAUGCUUUAUGGUUUUAAGCAGGGACGUAUUGAUUGGAUUGUGUAAACGUUCACUUUAGGUCUAAAUUAUGUCAAUAACCAACGUAUUAAAUGAGUGUAAACGUGAUUUUAUGUAGUGUCAAAACUCAUACUUUGCUAUUAAAAGUUAGUUGUUGAGGUUCUGUAGUUGUAACUGUGCUACAGAUGGGAGCACAUGUAGAAAGAGUGUUUGCACUUGUCCCUAACAUGCCUUAUUACUUACCUGCAGCAGAGUGAAAGAAACCACAAACACACCUCCUAAAUUAUACUUAAGUUUUGUAUGUAACAGUAUGUUACAGUUUUAAAGAUGUUGAACAGUAAGUUUGGAAAACAUUUUGUAGAGACUGUUCUUUGAUUGUAUUUAUCCGCUUCCUUUUUUAGAAGGUCUGUGUAAAGAAGUCAAACCGUUCUGAACUGUCCCAGCAGAAGGUCACCGCAUACAUCAUGUGAAGAAUGUGUCCUGACGUACGGCUGCACAGCUAAUAACAAUCGCUUGUUUAUUAUGAGCAGCCUAUUAGUGCAGUAUAGCAUGAAGACUGCAAAUGGGGGGGGGGGCUUGAAUGCAUAGCAUUCAAGCGGUACGAUUGACCAGGCUAUCUUGACAUCAACUGCUCUUUUAAAACUUUGGAUUAAACAAAUAAGAUACAAUGUGUUUGAUAGAUUGAUCGAUACUUUAUUGAUCCCGAGGGGAAAUUUAGGUUUAGUGAUGAUGGUAGGCAGAUGUUACCUUUUGAGAGCCAGGCUGGCUGCUUUCAGUCUUUAUGCUAAGCUAACAGGCUGCAGCUUCAAACAGGAGUGGUACAAAUCUUCUGACCUGACUUUUGGCAAUAAAGCAAACUAUUCCUUUGGAUAUAACUAUAACUAAAUAUAACCGUUUGCAUACAGUAAAGGUUUGUAUGAAAUGGACAUUUUCUGUCAAAUGUUCCUGCAGUUUACUUACCAAAUAACUGAUCAUUAAUUUCAGCCCCAACUGUGCAGCCGUACCCUGAAGCAUCUCUAAUAAAGUCAAACACACUGUACUGUGAAAGGAAAACGCAGUCACUGAUGACUCAAACGCUAAGGAUGUCAAAAACAUAGUAUUAUUGUAUUUAUUUUAGGUUGCAAUGUCAACUCCAAAAAGCAAUUACAUAUGCUUUUUUUGUUACAAAAUGCUCUGAUAGAUCUGUUCUCUUCAUAGAAAAUAGUCUGUGCAUCAUGUCGGAGGUUUCCUUCCUGCUUCCAAACAACAUCAUAAGUUAUGAGUGGAUUUCCUUCGUUAUGUUUUUAUGAAGGCUGGACAACAGUGGUGUGAACUGGGCAUGCACUUGAACGUUACAUGCAGGCAGCUUUCACACAAGCUGCUCAUACAGGAUGAGUAGUAAGAGCAACACUGUCUGCCACUGAUGUCCUGACUUCACCAGCUCAGUAAUUGUUCUUCCAGCUACAGCAGAUACCACAGUCUCUCCAAGACCCUGGAUGUUGCUUCUUUUUAUUACUAUGUUGUCUAUUUGAUGAUGAUGAUGAUGAUGUCAAAGAAACUUUAAAUCAAUCACCCUGGAUCUUAAUAAUAAACUGAUUUGUUACAUAGCAAAAAUAAACGUCUUAUUCUUUGUCCUCGG